Messenger RNA from Lepus europaeus (European hare), 4374 nucleotides. RefSeq names its product RAB GTPase activating protein 1 like (gene RABGAP1L). The coding region runs from base 128 to 3283 and encodes 1051 amino acids. Lineage: Eukaryota; Metazoa; Chordata; Mammalia; Lagomorpha; Leporidae. The record is from RefSeq and is a predicted model, not a curated record. The transcript is spliced from 26 exons.
CGGCGGCGGCGGCGGCGGCGUGAACGGGACGGGGCCCGGCCGCGGGCGCCUGGCGGAGUUGUUGUUCCGGCGGCGAGCGCGGGGGCGUGAGGAGGUGGAUGUGGGCGGAGAAGUUUGCAGAACUGAAAUGGAGGUCGGAGCUUCAUUACAGAAGGUUAGUGGGUCAUCUGAUUCUGUGGCCACACUGAACGGUGAAGAAUUUGUUUUGGUUUCUCAGCAUGCAGAUGGUACUUCUACAAAGGAUGAUGAAAAACCUCAACUGAAGAUAGUUUCUGAUGAUGAUGAUGAACAAUUGGAAAAAGCCAUGGAAGAGAUUUUGAGAGAUUCUGAGAAAGGGCAGAGACAUCUUGUUGAAGGUCAGAGUUCCAGUGAGAUUUCAGACCAUUCAUUCGGAGAUAGUCCAGCCAGUCAAACAAAUAAGUCAUCUCUUCAGUUAAUUUUGGAUCCGUCUAACACAGAAAUUUCUACACCCAGACCAUCUUCUCCAAGUAGACUACCUGAAGAAGAUAGUGUUUUAUUUAACAAACUGACCUACUUAGGAUGUAUGAAAGUUUCUUCCCCACGAAAUGAAGUGGAGGCUUUGCGGGCAAUGGCCACCAUGAAGUCUUCUAGCCAGUACCCUUUUCCUGUUACUCUGUAUGUGCCAAAUGUUCCCGAAGGUUCUGUGAGAAUCAUAGACCAGUCCAGCAAUGUUGAGAUAGCGUCUUUUCCGAUCUAUAAAGUGUUGUUCUGUGCACGUGGACAUGAUGGGACAGCAGAGAGUGACUGCUUUGCAUUUACAGAGAGCUCCCAUGGUGCAGAAGAAUUUCAGAUACAUGUUUUCUCCUGUGAAAUUAAAGAGGCAGUAAGCAGAAUUUUGUAUAGUUUCUGUACAGCAUUCAAACGUUCUUCCAGACAAGUAUCUGAUGUUAAAGACUCAAUUGUCCCUACUCCUGACAGUGAUGUGUUCACCUUCAGUGUCUCCUUGGAGGUAAAAGAAGAUGAUGGAAAAGGAAACUUUAGUCCUGUGCCUAAGGAUAGAGAUAAGUUUUAUUUCAAAUUAAAGCAAGGAAUAGAGAAGAAGGUUGUGAUUACCGUGCAGCAACUUUCUAACAAAGAAUUAGCUAUCGAAAGAUGUUUUGGAAUGCUAUUAAGCCCAGGUCGAAAUGUGAAGAACAGUGAUAUGCAUUUACUGGAUAUGGAAUCCAUGGGGAAGAGCUAUGAUGGGAGAGCCUAUGUUAUUACGGGCAUGUGGAACCCCAAUGCACCAAUAUUUCUGGCACUUAAUGAAGAAACACCAAAAGAUAAGCGGGUGUACAUGACUGUGGCAGUGGACAUGGUAGUCACGGAGGUGGUGGAGCCUGUCCGUUUUCUCCUGGAGACCGUGGUCCGUGUGUACCCUGCAAACGAGCGAUUCUGGUAUUUCAGCCGCAAGACUUUCACAGAGACUUUCUUCAUGAGGUUGAAACAGUCUGAAGGGAAAGGCCACACCAGUGCUGGAGAUGCCAUAUAUGAGGUGGUGAGUCUACAGCGCGAGUCUGACAAGGAGGAACCAGUCACUCCUACUAGUGCAGGGGCACCAAUGUCACCCCAGGAGGAUGAGGCGGACGAGGAGAGUGAUAAUGAACUCUCAAGUGGAACAGGUGAUGUGUCUAAGGAUUGUCCUGAGAAGAUCCUGUAUUCUUGGGGAGAAUUGCUAGGAAGAUGGCACAAUAACCUUGGUGCACGGCCAAAAGGCCUGCCUACUCUGGUGAAGAGUGGUGUUCCCGAAGCGUUAAGGGCAGAGGUGUGGCAGUUAUUAGCUGGCUGUCAUGACAACCAGGAAAUGCUAGAUAAAUACCGAAUUCUCAUCACAAAGGACUCAGCCCAGGAGAGCGUCAUCACUCGAGACAUCCACCGUACGUUUCCUGCACAUGAUUACUUUAAAGAUACUGGAGGAGACGGUCAGGAAUCGCUGUACAAAAUCUGCAAGGCGUACUCUGUGUAUGAUGAAGACAUUGGGUACUGUCAAGGACAGUCAUUUCUCGCUGCCGUCUUGCUGUUACAUAUGCCGGAGGAACAAGCCUUCUGUGUUUUGGUGAAAAUCAUGUAUGACUAUCGUUUGCGAGACCUCUACAAAAACAACUUUGAAGAUCUUCACUGCAAAUUCUAUCAGUUGGAGAGACUAAUGCAGGAGCAGCUACCAGACCUGCACAGCCAUUUUUGUGAGCUGAACCUGGAAGCUCAUAUGUAUGCAUCCCAGUGGUUUCUCACCCUUUUCACGGCCAAGUUCCCGCUCUGCAUGGUGUUCCACAUCAUUGACCUGCUGCUCUGUGAGGGUUUGAACAUCAUCUUUCAUGUAGCCCUGGCUCUCCUAAAGACCUCAAAGGAAGACCUCUUGCAGGCUGAUUUUGAAGGUGCUUUGAAGUUCUUCAGAGUUCAGCUUCCAAAGAGAUACAGGGCAGAGGAAAAUGCGAGAAGAUUGAUGGAACAAGCUUGCAAUAUUAAAGUCCCAACCAAGAAGCUGAAGAAAUAUGAGAAGGAGUAUCAGACCAUGCGAGAGAGCCAGCUGCAGCAGGAAGACCCGAUGGACAGAUACAAGAGGGAGAACCGGCGAUUGCAAGAAGCCAGCAUGAGGCUGGAACAGGAGAAUGACGACCUCGCCCACGAGCUAGUCACCAGCAAGAUCGCCCUGCGGAACGACCUGGAUCAGGCAGAGGACAAGGCCGACGUGUUGAAUAAGGAGCUCCUGCUGACCAAACAGAGGCUGGUGGAGACCGAAGAGGAGAAGAGGAAGCAAGAGGAAGAGACCGCCCAGCUGAAAGAAGUCUUCAGGAAACAGCUAGAGAAGGCAGAGUAUGAAAUCAAGAAGACCACGGCCAUCAUUGCUGAGUAUAAACAGAUCUGUUCCCAGUUAAGCACCAGGCUCGAGAAACAGCAAGCAGCCAGCAAGGAGGAGCUGGAAGUGGUAAAGGGCAGAAUGAUGGCGUGCCAGCACUGCAGUGAGGUUUUCAGCAAGGAGGACGCCUUGCGAGUAGCAGCCCCGAGCAGAGAGGCCCAGGGGGCGGAGCCCGACGAGGAGAAGGACGCGCUCAAGAAGCAGCUGAGGGAGAUGGAGCUGGAGCUGGCGCAAACCAAGCUGCAGCUGGUGGAGGCCAAGUGUAAGAUCCAGGAACUUGAACAUCAGAGAGGAGCCCUUAUGAAUGAAAUCCAAGCUGCAAAAAACUCUUGGUUUAGCAAAACCCUGAACUCCAUCAAAACGGCCACAGGCACGCAGCCUCUGCAGCCGCCACAGGCCAGCCAGCCAGCCAAGGAGAGCACAUAGUUCCCACCUCCCCCCAGCCCAAGAGCACAAGGAUCAAAGCAGCGGACACCCAGGAGGGCUCUGCCUGGUCCCUCGGAAGGGGAGUCAAGGAGGCCGGAAAGCAAGCCAGAAUCUCCGAGUAGCGCUCGCUCUUUCUUACACGACACUUUUCAAAGGGAUGCUAGAACCAGCCCGCUUCAGAAUGCUGAAUACCUGUUUUCCAGCUUCUUAGUGGAAGGCUGUGUUCAGAUGGGUCAUAGUAUUCCACGUUAUUUUGUAUGCCUGACGUUUAGUGGGAAAUAAGUAAUUCAGAACUAAAUGCUUUGUAUUUACAACUAAUUAUUCAUAAUUAUUUUUAUCUUAAGAAUGGAGACAUCUGUUAUUCCAAGGUUGAAGUGGUAGGAAGAUCUUUGCCACAGCAAAAAAACAAAACAAACAAACCCGCAAAAGUUGAAACCUGCAGCUCUUACCCUUUCAGAAUCAGUCAGCUAAAGCACACUGUGGGGCCAGCCGUGACCUCAGGUUUCCUCCCGAGAGUGAUUCCCAGGGUGAUGGUGAUCUGUCCAAAGGAAAGAACAGACCGGAGAUUGAAGCGUCCCCAGAGAUACUGGGGUUAUCUUUGCUUUCUGUGGGUACAUCUGGGAGUGAAGUGCCAAGAACUGUGGAAGGGACCGGCUAUUGUAGCACGCCGGCUGUUGGAACACACGAGCAGGGAAAGGGGCUGAGGUUCUGGUGAUGGUGGAUGUUCUUGGCUCUGGUGUUCCAACGGCUCCUUUGAAGAACCCACCUGGGCUUGCAGCUUCCUGAGUACUGAACAGCUGUGUCUGCAGCCAAUGUGAAGGCCAAGGUGGCCAUUGCUGAGUUGCAGACUUACAGGGCUUUCCCCAGAGAGGCCUGCAGAGGGCGAGCUCCCGCUGUGCUCAGGGGGAGACCAGAGGGUGGGCUCCAGCUGUGCUUAGGGGGACCAGAGGCCGAGCUCCCGCUGUGCUCAGGGGGAGACCAGAGGGUGAGCUCCAGUGUGCUUAGGGGGACCAGAGGCCGAGCUCCAGCUGUGCUCAGGGGAACCAGAGGGUGAGCUCCAGCUGUGCUCAGGGGGGGACCAGAGGGUGAGC